Molecule: messenger RNA, 582 nt
Organism: Ectocarpus sp. CCAP 1310/34
Lineage: Eukaryota; Phaeophyceae; Ectocarpales; Ectocarpaceae
Source: the annotation of a GenBank genome assembly
AUGAAUGUGGACAAGAUCCUGGCAACAGAGGUGUUCGGAGGAUGUGAGGAGGUGCAUCCAUGGGCGGCUCUGUCGAAAUUCCUCUCCGUCACCAUCAAAAUGCUCUCGGAGUUCCCUGGUCUACAAUGCGAGGUUGUGGAAUUCUCCGACGAGAAGUUCCUCGAUGGACCUCUCCAGGAGCAGUUUGCCGAGAAUGCCGAGAAGGUGACUCGUCAGGGCUGUGCGUUAUGGCCUGGGAUGAACUACGAGGUGGCGUUCUUACCACAGGCAGUUUCGGGGACACCAUGGUAUCAAGACGUGAAGACGUGGGUAGGUGCAGCCAGCGUGGCGUGUCUCACUGUCUUCGGCGUAUUCGUGGCCAACGAAGAUGACGACCCUCGUCUGUGGGGGGUGAUUUUGGGCUUCGGGGUGUUAUUCAUUGGCGCGGAAUUCGUUGUGAUUGCCAGAGAGAAUAAACGUUUGUGCCGCAAACCAAGGGUGGAGGCUGCGAGUGCUGUGCAGACCCCGUCCUUGUCCGAACAAGGGCUGCGUAACGUGUUGAGUGGGGCAGAGGGCUUUGAGAUAGUCACUUUGCUCAGGUAG